Nicotiana attenuata is the source of this 1032-nucleotide messenger RNA. RefSeq names its product putative pentatricopeptide repeat-containing protein At1g12700, mitochondrial. Gene Ontology annotation, molecular function: protein binding. The record is from RefSeq and is a predicted model, not a curated record. The annotation marks the transcript as partial. The transcript has a single exon. NCBI's taxonomy places the organism in Eukaryota, Viridiplantae, Streptophyta, Magnoliopsida, Solanales, Solanaceae.
GAUAGAUAGAGCACCGGCCGGAAAAUUAGGGCACACCGCGAUUCCUUAGCCAAAUUGAAGAUGAGGAGAAUUCCUCUGCUGCAUUACUGUUCCAAUGCUAUUCGCUUUAGCUCAUGCUUUGCUAUUUUCCGUUCUGUUUUGGCAUUUACAACCAGAGAUUGUUCUUCUUCUCAUAGCAAUACAUCCAUUCCGGCAAAGGGUAAAAUUGGGGUAGCUAGCAGGUUUGAGAAUGUCAAGUGUUUAGAUGAAGCUGUGAGUCUAUUCCGUCGAAUGGUAAGAAAGCAGCCUCUUCCUUCUGUUUUCGACUUCUCCCAAUUAUUAAAGACUAUGGUAAAUAUGAAGCAUUACUCUUCUGUUGUUUCCCUUUUUCGAGAAAUGCUGAAAUUAGGCAUCCCAAUUAGUGAUUCCAUCUUGAAUAUAGCGAUUAACAAUUAUUGCCUAAUGCAUUGUUCUGACUGUGGAUUUUCAGUGUUAGCCAUUUACUUGAAGAAUGGCAUUCCAUUUGAUGUUAUCACCUUUAACACCUUAUUAAGGGGACUCUUUGCUGAAAAUAAGAUCAAAGAUGCAGUUGUCUUGCUCAAAAAGUUGGUGAGAGAGAAUAUAUGUGAGCCUAAUGAAGUCACAUAUUUGACCGUCAUUAAUGGGCUUAGCAAAAGGGGCCAUACUCAGAAAACUUUUGAUUUACUUAAGGUAAUGGAACAAGGAAGCAUUAAACCCGACACACAUAUCUACAACAUUGUUAUAGAUGCCCUAUGCAAAGAUAGAAUGAUAGAUGCUGCUAUUAGCCUUUUCGAAGAGAUGAAACAAAAAGGCAUGCCUCCGACAAUUAUCACAUAUAAUGUGUUGAUUGAUGGUUUGUGUAAGUUUGGUAAGUGGGAAAAGGUUAGGACUUUGUUCUUAGAAAUGAUAAAUCUUAAUAUUUAUCCAGAUGUGCACACCUUGACCAUGGUGAUAGAUGGAUUAUGCAAAGAAAGAAAAAUUGAAGAUGCUGAGAAGGUAAUGAGACACAUGAUCGAAAANGUACUUACUACU